AUGUCCAAGUCCAUCAGCAGUAGAGGCUUCAACGGCAGCAGCAAAGACGACCACGAUCACUUUCGCCAUGACAAUCCACGACCUACCUUUGCCGACCCUCCCUUCUCCUGUCGAGCCUCUCUUUUUUGUUGUCCCGUUGCCGAGAGCAACCCUUCACACUUGCCCCGAACUUUCGUCAAUCCUGGCCGGCACUUGAUGAAUCUUCAACUUCGAUCAUUCCUCGAAUGUGCUGACCACCCUGACCACACCAUUCCAAAGUGCGAUGUUUCCCAUAUUGUUGAGGUGACCACCAGACUUCUUCAGAAUGGUUUGACGCACCUCAAUGACGGUCAAGGAAACCAGGAGCAAUGGAACGUCCGGGCUGCCGUGGGCUGCAAAGAACACGUGGCUUUCAAGACACCCCCUUUGGAGGAAGAUGAGAGCAACGGCAUGGUUCUUGACCAGGACAUGCAAGAGGACAUACCGUAUUCGACCUACCAAAGCAUGUCUACGCGUCAAUUCGUCACUCAGAAUGGCAGCAACACCUGGCAGGUCCCGCCACAUUCGCGCCAGUAUCGAGACAAUCACCCGGAUCACUCUCAAGGCAGGAGCCGUGUGGAGAAAUAUAUGGAAAUACCCCCGUUCAAAACCAUCCCAUAUACAUCCGAUGGUUCUUCUGGCAAUGGUGCUUCCGGGCUCAUGUCUGCGAGACCAUGGAUACCAUCUUGCAGCUUGUUGAUGUGGUGUACUCGACACAACAUGUUCUAUGAAAUCCACGUGCUGUCGUGA
This is a messenger RNA of Exophiala bonariae, 768 nucleotides long. RefSeq lists its product as uncharacterized. Bases 1 to 768 code for a protein of 255 amino acids. NCBI's taxonomy places the organism in Eukaryota, Fungi, Ascomycota, Eurotiomycetes, Chaetothyriales, Herpotrichiellaceae. The record is from RefSeq and is a predicted model, not a curated record. The transcript has a single exon.